AUGCUCCUGUCCAAUGUUAUCUCGCCUCUCCUGUUGGCUGGUGUAGUCGCUGCUUCUCCUACCAACGUUGGCUCUGACUACAGUGACGCCGUCCUUGUGUCGCGCUCCAUCCCAAAGAAUUUUGCAGCUCACGCGGCAGCAGCAAUCAAAGCAUUUGGCCCAUCUCCCUCAAAGACGAUGAUGCAUUCGAAUAUCGGUGCGGCCAAAGCUUUCCAGGUGGCCAAGAGUAAACGCCUGCAGACCGUGGAAACAACGAUUUUCCAAGCCAUUCAGGCGGACAAGAAGUCGAAGAAGAACGAGUACAAAGACACGUUGGCAAAGUACUGCAUCGACAAGACCACCUUUUGUGACGUUCAAAGCGGCAACGUCAAGGACUGGGUUGAGGCAUGGGAUACGAUUUCUUCCGUUUGGGCGAACUACGCGCAAACGGAGACGACGCUGGCCACCAAUAAGGCUGGCCCAGCCAAGGAUUCCUUUUACAAGCGUAUUGAGGAACCUAUCUUGACUACUCACAAGAUUAAGAUCACUGUUGAUAAUAAGCAGUAGGUGACGGGGCACGAUCUAACCAAGUAGAGAUGAAUUAAGUAAUUCAUAAUUAAAUACGAAAUUCGGUCGCUCAAAUAAGAUAUUAUUCCAAUUUGAGUCAUCUCUGUGCAGAUUCUAUUAUGCAGAGCGCGCUGGAUUGAAGCCCAUAGUCAGAGUUUAAGAGUCAUAGUUAACUAGAUCUAACCGAGCUUCCUCUUUCAGAAUGCUACCGAA
Messenger RNA from [Torrubiella] hemipterigena, 759 nucleotides. The record is from the annotation of a GenBank genome assembly. NCBI's taxonomy places the organism in Eukaryota, Fungi, Ascomycota, Sordariomycetes, Hypocreales, Clavicipitaceae.